AGUUAAGAUAAGUAGUUAGGAUCCCCAGUAAUAGGAAUGAUGAUGAGCAUGAAUAUCAGAUGCACUGGGUACAGUGUGGUUCAAUGGAACUGUUGGUGGAUGUCAUAAUUUAUUACAUGCCCUAGAACCUGAAGGUUGAACGGGGGGAUUUUUCUGUAACAGUACUGAUGAUACCGUAAUAAUACCAUGUAUACCGUGAAAUCCUCCAACUCAGCAAAGCAAAACCCACUUUUGUCCUUUUUCCCACUCGCUCUCUGGGCGCUUGCACCCCCUCCCUCUCUGUCUGUCUCUUUCAUUCUCUUUUCUCAGUGUAUCUGCUCUCUUUUUUUUUCCCUCUCCCAAAUAAAAUAAAUAAUAAUAAAAAUAAUAGUAAUAAUAAUAACCAUUCUCUGACGAAAUCCGUUGAAAUGCGUAGGUGGUUACUACUAGUAAAUUCAUCAGUCUCUCCCUCUCCCUCUCUCUUUCUUUUCUUUCCCCUUUGCCUUAAUAUUUAUUAUCAUUAUGAGAAUUAUUAUUUCCUGUACUCCGUAGCGGACUAUCCUACUUCCUUUUUCCGUCUUUUUCUUUCUUUCCUUUUUGUCUUCUUACCUUUUCCCUUUUGCCAGUCCCUCCCUCCCUCUCCCUCCUCUUCCUCUCCCUUCUCUUUCUGGCUGACGAUUUCCUUCUCUUUGUCUCUUUUCCCCCCUCUCCCUCCUCCUGCCCCCCUCCCUUCCCCAUUGUCUCUCCUCCUAAUUUCCCCCCCAGGGCUGAGGGAGCCUUUUUCAGUUGCCGCGGUUUUGCCAGCCCCCCUCCUCCUCCCUCCUCCCUCCUCCCACCCCCCAGGGCUCGCCUACGUCAUAGGUUGGACCCCCCCGGAGACGGACCAUUUCCACCACAAAUCGUCGAUCUCGCUGGGUCACAGCAGAACCUGCUCCAGUGCUUCUGGUUGGGAAGGUCAGAUCACUCGAACUUUCCUCCCUCAUUCAUUUUCACACUCACUUUUCUACCUUACCACACUACCCUUUGCCUACACACUAUCUCAUUAUUUUCUAUUUUUCCAUUUUUUUUUUUUUCUCUUUUUUUUCUUCUCUUUUUGUUUUUGAUACCUCUUACCGUACUCGCUACCACCACCACCAACCAUUAUUACUGUACCUCACCACCACCGCUAUACACCGCUUUAGUCAACUUUCCGAACUUUUUUUUCUCUCCCUCUUUCCUUUCUUUCUUUCUAGAAUUACCCUAUCUCAAGAGGUACUACUUCCCAGGUCGUUUUUUUUUUUCUUUACCCAUUCCCAUCCCCACACCUCCCCCCCCCC
Messenger RNA from Aspergillus wentii DTO 134E9, 1295 nucleotides. RefSeq lists its product as uncharacterized. NCBI's taxonomy places the organism in Eukaryota, Fungi, Ascomycota, Eurotiomycetes, Eurotiales, Aspergillaceae. The transcript has a single exon. Bases 408 to 1082 code for a protein of 224 amino acids. The record is from RefSeq and is a predicted model, not a curated record.